Chrysochloris asiatica (Cape golden mole) is the source of this 5726-nucleotide messenger RNA. RefSeq names its product DENN/MADD domain containing 4C (gene DENND4C). Gene Ontology annotation, biological process: regulation of Rab protein signal transduction. Gene Ontology annotation, molecular function: protein binding. The record is from RefSeq and is a predicted model, not a curated record. NCBI's taxonomy places the organism in Eukaryota, Metazoa, Chordata, Mammalia, Afrosoricida, Chrysochloridae. The transcript is spliced from 31 exons. Bases 1 to 5721 code for a protein of 1906 amino acids. Gene Ontology annotation, cellular component: cytoplasmic vesicle.
AUGCUAGAAGACAAAGGGCCAAGAGUGACAGACUACUUUGUUGUGGCAGGUCUCACUGACACAUCUACUCUUUUGGAUCAAGAAAUUAAUCGUUUAGAUACUAAAUCGACUGGACCUAAAGCUCCAAUUACAGACAUUGCUGUUAUUAACACAACAGUUGGGGAGGUAGUUCCUGAAGGAUACACCUGUGUUGAAGCCACUCCAUCAGCUCUUCAAGCAAACUUGAACUAUGGAAGUCUGAAAAGUCCAGAACUUUUCCUCUGUUAUAAGAGGGGGCGAGAUAAACCACCUCUUAUGGACAUUGGAGUUCUAUAUGAAGGGAAAGAACGACUUAUUCCAGGAUGUGAAGUGAUCCAAGCCACACCCUAUGGUCGCUGUGCCAAUGUCAACAAUAGUUCGACAACUUCACAGAGAAUCUUUAUCACUUACAGAAGGGCUUCUCCGAUUCGACCUCAGAAUUCCUUAGCUGUAACUGAUAUAUGUGUCAUUGUAACCAGCAAAGGAGAAACCCCUCCUCAUACCUUUUGCAAAGUUGACAAAAACUUAAAUUGUGGAAUGUGGGGUUCCAGUGUGUUUCUGUGUUAUAAGAAGUCUGUUCCUGCUUCUAAUGCAAUAGCAUAUAAAGCUGGUUUAAUUUUUAGAUACCCGGAAGAUAACUAUGAGUCAUUUCCACUCUCAGAAUCUGUACCUCUCUUCUGCCUUCCUAUGGGCGCUACUAUUGAAUGCUGGGAUCCUCAAACCAAAUACCCACUGCCAGUUUUUUCAACUUUUGUACUAACAGGUUCUUCUGCCGAAAAGGUAUAUGGAGCAGCCAUCCAGUUUUAUGAGCCUUACUCUCGGGAACUGCUAACAGAGAAACAGCUUUUGCAACUGGGCCUGUUGACACCUGUGGAGAGAAAAGAGGUCUCCAAAUCCAUCAAUUCAAAUAAAUGCAUUUGUUUACUCUCACACUGGCCUUUUUUUGAAGCUUUUAGAAAGUUUCUAAUGUUUAUCUACAAACUUUCUGUGUCUGGACCACAUCCUCUUCCCAUUGAAAAGCAUGUAUCACAUUUUAUGCAAAAUAUUCCUUUUCCUUCACCACAAAGACCAAGAAUACUUGUACAGUUAUCAGUCCAUGAUGCAUUAAUAUUAUCACAACCAGUCUCUACACCUUUACCAUUAAGUGGAGCCAACUUUAGCACCUUGUUAAUGAAUUUGGGUCCUGAGAAUUGUGCAACACUGCUACUCUUUGUUUUACUGGAGAGUAAGAUUCUGCUUCAUUCUCUCAGACCAGCUGUGUUGACUGGGGUAGCUGAAGCUGUUGUAGCCAUGAUCUUCCCAUUCCAGUGGCAGUGCCCGUAUAUCCCUCUCUGUCCUCUCUCCCUGUCGGCUGUGCUCAGUGCACCUUUACCCUUCAUAGUCGGAGUUGACUCCAGGUACUUUGACCUUCAUGACCCACCACAAGACGUUGUUUGCAUUGACUUGGACACAAACAUGGUAUAUAUAUCAGAUGAAAAGAAGAACAUGAACUGGAAGCAGCUUCCCAAAAAGCCCUGCAAAAAUCUACUUGGCACCUUAAAGAAAUUGUAUCCCCAGCUAUCUUCAGUUCAUCAAAACACUCAAGAAGGUUCAGCAGUUGAGAUGACUCCAAUUGAAGCAGAUUUUUCCUGGCAGAAGAAGAUGAUGCAACUUGAGAUGGAAAUUCAAGAGGCAUUUUUACGCUUUAUGGCAUCUGUUUUAAAAGGGUAUAGAAUAUUUCUCAGACCAAUAACAGAGGCUCCUUCAAAUAAAGCUACAGCUGCUGAUUCGUUGUUUGACAGACAGGGAUUUUUAAAAAGUCGAGAUCGUGCCUAUACAAAAUUCUAUACCCUAUUAUGUAAAACACAGAUUUUUAUUCGUUUCAUUGAAGAGUGCAGUUUUGUAAGUGAUAAAGAUACUGGAUUGGCAUUUUUUGAUGACUGCAUAGAAAAGUUGUUUCCUGAUAAAGGCACAGAGAAAACAGAUAAGGUUGAUUUUGAUCUAUCAGAAGACACCAAAUUGAUAGAGAUAGACGAUUCACAGAAAAGUGAGCACACGGUAUUCAUAAUGCCACCAGAGCCACCACCAGAUGAUGGGAUGGACCUCUCCCCAAAGUACAGUUACAAAUACUUUCCAAGACUGGAUCUUAAGCUUUUUGACAGACCACAGGAGUUGAAACUUUGUUUUAGUAGACACCCUACUGGGAAUAGCAUUACAAACAGUCCAGCUCUCAUGGCUAAGAGAACUAAACAGGAGAUUAAAACAGCUCAUAAAUUGGCCAAGAGAUGUUAUACAAAUCCACCUCAGUGGGCCAAGUGUCUGUUCAGUCAUUGUUACAGCUUGUGGUUUAUCUGUCUCCCAGCCUAUGUUAGAGUUUCCCAUCCCAAGGUCAGAGCACUCCAGCAGGCAUAUGAUGUGCUUAUUAAGAUGAGGACAACAGACGUGGACCCACUGGAUGAGGUGUGCUACCGAGUAGUAAUGCAACUUUGUGGACUUUGGGGCCAUCCGAUAUUAGCAGUAAGAGUCUUAUUUGAAAUGAAAACUGCCAAGAUAAAGCCAAAUGCCAUUACUUAUGGUUAUUAUAAUAAGGUUGUUUUGGAGAGCUCAUGGCCUAGCAGUACCCGCAGUGGUAUCUUUUUAUGGACGAAGGUACGGAACGUGGUACGUGGCUUGGCACAAUUUAGACAGCCACUUAAAAAGACUGUGCAGAAGUCACAAGGCUCCUCAAUAUCAGGUGGUCAGUCUGACCAGGGCUAUGGGUCUAAGGAUGAACUUAUAAAGGAGGAUGCAGAAAUCCAUGUCCCUGAAGAAGUAGCAAGAGAAUUGACCACUAAAACAAAAAUGCAAACAGAAGAUGUUUGUGAUAGUGCUGCUAUUGUGACAAAACAUCCACAACCUUGUCCAGAACCACAUAGUUCUCCUGAGCCUCCUGCGUGGGGCAGCAGCAGCAUUGUGAAAGUCCCAUCUGGUAUAUUUGAUAUCAACAGCAGGAAAAAUAGCUCUGGUAGUACAUCGAAUGUCCUGUUUUCUACUCAGGACCCCACUGAAGAUGCCAUGUGUGGUGAAGCUACUAAUCUUAAGAAGAAUAAUGAGAGAGGAGAAAAAAGGCAAAAGCAUUUUCCAGAGAGAAGUUGUAGUUUUAGCUCUGAAAGUCGAUUAGGAAUGUUACGUAAGAAAAGCAGCUUGGAUUUGAAUUCCAGUGAGGUGGCCAUCAUGAUGGGAGCAGAUGCCAAGAUUCUGACAGCGGCACUGACGUGUCCUAAGACUUCUCCACUUCCUAUUUCAAAACCCCACAACUCUGAGUACCUUGCUGAUACUAGGACUCGUGUGGGUGAAAGCACUUGGGAGUCAGAGCAUAGAACAUCUCCGGUGUUAGAGAUACUUGAGGAGAGCCAAGAGCUCCUAGAGCCUGUGCUUGAUGAUAGCGUAGCGAAAACUACCAUGAUAAAGGAUGUAUGUGAUGGUCGACAAAAGGAUAACAGUGGUGAUCGGUGUAGAGUCUUGAAAACAGAGUCCAAAGACCCAGUAAAUAAGAGAAAUAGUUUUUGUGGUGUUGCUAAAGCUGUUGAAAGGGAAGAUGUUGAAGCUGGGCUAGAUCCUUUGUCUCUUUUAGCCACUGAAGGUACAGGAGAAAAAACUCCUGAUUCUGAAGAUAAAAUGUUUUCUCCAGUCAUUGCACGUAAUCUAGCUGAUGAAAUUGAAAGCUAUAUGAACCUGAAAAGUCCCCUAGGUAACAAGUCUUCCAGUAUGGAACUACAUGGAGAGGGAAGCAAGGAGCCUGCCACUCCCACCUCAUUUAUUCACCCUUUAGAGAGAAGAUCAAGCCUACCUUUAGAUCCUGGUCUGCCAGCACAGGAAAAUCCUGAAAGCGAAGAGAGCUCUCUUGCAGUGUCCAGGUCUAAAACUUUUACUGGGCGUUUCAAGCAGCAAACUACCUCUCGAUCUAAUAAAGAGCGUUCCACUUCUUUAUCAACAUUGGUGCGUUCCUCACCACAUGGAUCAUUGGGUUCUGUAGUGAAUUCUCUGUCAGGGCUAAAGCUGGAUAACAUACUCUCAGGACCUAAGAUCGAUGUCCUGAAGUCUGGUAUGAAGCAAGCAGCGACAGUAGCCAGUAAGGUGUGGGUAGCUGUAUCAUCUGCCUACAGCUACUCAGAUGACGAGGAGGAACCUAAUAGGGAUUAUAGCUUUCCAGCUGGCCUAGAAGACCAUCUUUUGGGAGAGAAUAAGUCUCCUAACAUGAGUAUCUCAGGGUUGGUCUCCAGUGAACUUACCCAGAGCAAUACAAGCCUUGGCAGUAGCAGCAGCAGUGGAGAUGUAGGAAAACUUCAUUACCCAGCAGGUGAAGUUUCAUAUCCAAGAGGCAUAAAAGGGCAGGACUUUGAAAAAUCAGAACAUGGUUCUUCUCAAAAUACUAGCAUGUCUAGCAUCUAUCAGAAUUGUGCAAUGGAGGUUUUGAUGUCAAGUUGUUCACAGUGUAGAGCUUGUGGAGCUUUGGUUUAUGAUGAAGAAAUUAUGGCUGGAUGGACUGCUGAUGAUUCUAAUUUGAAUACUAUGUGUCCAUUCUGCAAAAGCAACUUCUUGCCUCUUCUCAAUGUAGAAUUUAAAGACUUGAGGAACUCUGCAAGCUUUUUCCUGAAACCAAGUACCUCUGGUGACAGUUUACAAAGUGGCAGUAUUCCAUUGGCAACUGAACCCCUGGAGCCUAAACUUGUGUCCAAUUCAGCAGAACCUGAUUUGAUCAACUUGAUGGAUUUACCGAAACAUACCCAGACCAUAACUGAGGAAACAAGCGCUGCAGUUGAAUCCAGUGAUGAACUAAAGAAAGCCAGUGGAGAUGAUGUUCAAACUAUGAAAAUUUCACCUGCGCCUAAUAGUUCAUCAAAGCGAAGUGUGUCUUUGACACGAAGUCACAGUGUUGGAGGCCCUUUGCAAAACAUUGAUUUUUCCCAGCGACCGUUUCAUGGCAUUUCAACAGUUAGUCUUCCAAACAGCUUGCAGGAAAUUGUGGAUCCUUUAGGUACAAGGCCCAGUCCUCCCCCUGUUUCUGUGCCCUACUUGAGCCCUCUAGUGCUUCGUAAAGAACUUGAAUCUCUGCUAGAAAAUGAAGGUGAUCAGGUGAUUCACACAUCGUCGUUCAUCAAUCAACAUCCAAUCAUUUUCUGGAACCUCGUUUGGUAUUUCAGACGUUUGGACCUACCUAGUAACUUGCCUGGACUUAUCCUCACAUCUGAACAUUGUAAUGAAGGUGUACAGCUUCCUCUGUCGUCUCUGUCCCAGGAUAGCAAACUUGUGUGUAUUCAGCUGUUAUGGGAUAAUAUCAACCUUCAUCAGGAACCAGGAGACCCUCUGUAUGUUUCGUGGAGGAGUCUUAAUUCUGAAAAGAAAUUGCCACUCCUGUCAGAGGAACAACAAGCAGCCAGCACUUUAGUAGAAUGCAUCCGACAGAGUAUUCAGCAUAAUGAUGUGCUGAAACCCAUCAAUCUUCUUUCACAACAAUGGAAACCAGAUGUGAAAAGACAAAGGAGUUUAUAUAGAGAAAUCCUUUUCUUAUCAUUAGUGUCCCUUGGAAGAGAGAAUAUUGAUAUUGAGGCUUUUGACAAUGAAUACGGACUUGCAUAUAGAAGCUUGUCUUCAGAGAUUCUUGAAAAGUUGCAGAAAAUUGAUGCCCCGCCAACUACCAGUGUGGAGUGGUGCAGGAAAUGCUUUGGAGCGCCUCUAAUUUAAAUACA